AUGCAUGCAGACCAAGAGAUCAGACAUUUUAUGGAUAAAGCCAGACUUGGAAACGGGGCUCCUGAAGAAGUGACUCGUGAGUCGCUUAUCGCCAUUUCUUACCCUGAACCAGAGAAGGUUAUCACUUCAAAUCUCUCAUCUGGAAAUCUGAAUGGUGGAAAGCUGAAUGGUGAAGCUCUGGUUAAAACGAUAGUUUCUGAUGGAGAAGAUAAGUUCAGGUCUGAGCUGAUCUCUAUUUCCUACCAGUCACCCGAAGUUGGAUCCUUACCUGUUAACUAA
Messenger RNA from Prunus armeniaca (apricot), 279 nucleotides. NCBI's taxonomy places the organism in Eukaryota, Viridiplantae, Streptophyta, Magnoliopsida, Rosales, Rosaceae. The record is from the annotation of a GenBank genome assembly.